Molecule: messenger RNA, 1790 nt
Organism: Cicer arietinum (chickpea)
Lineage: Eukaryota; Viridiplantae; Streptophyta; Magnoliopsida; Fabales; Fabaceae
Product: sucrose transport protein SUC8-like
Biological process (GO): sucrose transport
Cellular component (GO): plasma membrane; vacuole
Molecular function (GO): sucrose:proton symporter activity
Source: RefSeq, a predicted model, not a curated record
CCCUCAUUAUAAAUUCACAAGAUUACAUCAUUUCUAAACCAUCUCUCACCAAUUCUCCCUCCUCUAAGGCCUCAUUCAGAGAGAAAUAGUGGGAAAGCACAAUACUUUUCUCUCCCUUUCUCUCUCUAGGUCUUGCACCAUGGAGGUUACAUCUCCCAGCAAGAGCAACCAUGGUGACCCCAUGGGUUCUUCCCUUGAAUUAGAUUGUGUUCAACCUGUUGGUAGCCCACUUCGUAAAAUGAUCGCAGUAGCGUCCAUCGCUGCUGGUGUUCAGUUUGGAUGGGCACUACAACUCUCAUUGUUGACCCCUUACGUGCAAUCGCUAGGUGUUCCGCACGUAUGGGCAGCUUUUAUUUGGCUCUGUGGUCCGAUCUCUGGUCUUCUUGUGCAACCCAUUGCUGGUUAUUAUAGUGAUCGAAGCACCUCACGCUUCGGCCGCCGUCGUCCAUUUAUCUUUUGUGGUUCAGUCGCUGUCGGCAUCGCUGUCUUUCUUAUUGGUUACGCCGCUGACCUCGGUCACUCGUUCGGUGACAAUCUCUCGAAGAAAACUAGACCAAGAGCUGUUGGUUUCUUCGUUGUCGGAUUCUGGAUCCUUGACGUAGCAAACAACAUGCUUCAAGGACCAUGUCGUGCUUUCCUCGCGGACUUAGCAGCCGGCGAUGAAAAAAUGACAAGAAGAGCUAACGCAUUCUUUUCAUUUUUCAUGGCCGUCGGAAACAUUUUGGGAUACGCAGCUGGUUCAUACAGCGGCCUAUACAAAAUCUUCCCGUUCACCGAAACCGACGCAUGCAACAUUUUCUGCGCGAAUCUUAAAAGUUGCUUCUUCUUCUCCAUCCUCCUCUUAACCUUCCUGGCCGGAAUCGCUCUGGUUUACGUGGAAGACACACCUCGGCUGAGAGCGGAGGUGAGCGACAACAACGAACAGGUAUCAUGUUUCGGACAUUUGUUCCGUGCAUUGAAGGAGUUGAAGAGACCAAUGUGGAUGUUGAUGUUGGUGACAUGUGUGAAUUGGAUCGCAUGGUUCCCCUUCUUCUUGUUCGACACAGACUGGAUGGGUCGUGAAGUGUACGGAGGAGAUGCAGGAGAGAAGGCAUAUGACACUGGUGUGAGAUUUGGUUCUUUAGGACUUAUGCUUAAUGCUGUUGUUCUUGCAUUAAUGUCUUUGGCUGUUGAACCUUUGGGAAAAAUGGUUGGAGGAAUUAAGAGACUUUGGGGUAUUGUUAAUAUUAUUCUUGCUAUUGGUUUGGCAAUGACUGUCCUUAUUACUAAGAUGGCAGAGCAGGAACGUCAGCUAAGUGGUGGUGCCACCGUUGGAAAUCCUUCUAAAGGUGUCAAGGCUGGUGCCAUCCUGUUCUUCGCAGUUCUUGGUAUCCCUUGUGCGAUUACCUUCAGUGUUCCUUUUGCUCUAGCAUCAAUAUACUGCAGCGCUUCAGGGGCUGGACAAGGUUUAUCUUUGGGAGUCUUGAAUCUUGCCAUUGUGGUACCACAGAUGGUGGUGUCAACAUUAAGUGGACCAUGGGAUGCUCUUUUUGGUGGUGGUAAUUUGCCUGCUUUUGUGGCGGGUGCAGUGGCUGCUGUGGUUAGUGCAAUAUUGGCAAUUGUCUUGUUGCCUACACCUAAACCAGAUGAUGAGGCUAAGGCUACCAUUGCUUCUGGCAGUUUCCACUAAUUACUUAUGUUUAAUGGGGUGGGAUAUAUAUUAAAUUGUAUGUGUUUUUCUUUUGAAUAGAAAUUGAAACUUUUGUGUAUAAAAUAUACUGUAACGAAGCUUUCAAAAAAAUAUAUUGAAA